AUGACUGAUAAUCAGCUUGAUAAUUCCUGUAGUGCGUCUCAAGGUAUUGCCACGUUCGCUGCUGGCUGCUUCUGGGGCGUUCAAUUGGCUUUCGAUCGUCUUCCAGGCGUGUUAGAGACCUCAGUAGGGUAUACACAAGGUGAUGUUGACAAUCCAACGUACCGUCAAGUCUGUACAGGUCGUACGAAUCACGCAGAGGCUAUUCGAAUCGUAUACGACGAGUCACAUACGAGUUAUGAGUCGCUGCUUCGCAAGUUUUGGGCCAUUCACGAUCCCACGACACUCAAUCGUCAAAAAAACGAUAUCGGCUCGCAAUAUCGCUCGGGAAUCUAUUAUCAUAAUGAAGAACAACGCAAAGUAGCGCUAGCAUCGAAGGAGGAGUAUCAAAAAAAAUGUAGCAAGCCGAUUGUGACAGAAAUUAUGGAAGCCAAACAAUUUUGGGUCGCUGAGGUUUACCACCAAAAAUACCUUGAAAAAGGUGGACAAUGUGCAGACAAAGGCUGUGACAUACCAAUUCGCUGUUACGGCUAG
Molecule: messenger RNA, 531 nt
Organism: Plasmopara halstedii
Lineage: Eukaryota; Oomycota; Peronosporomycetes; Peronosporales; Peronosporaceae
Product: peptide-methionine-s-oxide reductase
Exons: 1
Coding region: 1-531 (176 amino acids)
Biological process (GO): cellular response to oxidative stress
Cellular component (GO): cytoplasm
Molecular function (GO): peptide-methionine (S)-S-oxide reductase activity
Source: RefSeq, a predicted model, not a curated record